CUCAACUCAAACAACAUCCUUCAAUCUCUCUCUUUUUGCCCUACGUUGUAGGGUUUAAGCAUCCUUUCUUCUAAAUCAAGUUUCUGAUGCAUUCAAGUUUUCAAAGGGUAUACUUGGUCUGUGUUUUCCUUGUGUUUUGUCUUGUUGGUUUUUGCGUUUUUGGUGCUGGCGGCUUCUUUGAGAUUCAGCCAUGCCUGCUCUUGUUAAUUUCGGUGGUGAUGAUGAUUUCUAUUCUGGGAGUUCUUUCUAUACAAAUUCCACAGAUUUGGGUAGAUUGUGUUCAAUCAGUUCCCAAGUGGAUGUCUAUUACCCUCCUCAUAAAAGAGCUCGAGUUAGUGCCCCAUUUAUCUUUGGAGAAACUGUGUUUGAGCAGAAUAAGCAACCUUCUAUUGACAUCCUUCCUGAUGAAGUCCUUAUCGAGAUCUUCAAACGCCUUCCUGGGGGCCAAGAAAGGGGCUCAUGUGCUUCUGUCUCAAAGAACUGGCUUAUGCUUCUUAUCAGUAUUCGCAAGGGUGAAUACGAGUCAUCAAAGGCGGUCAAGGAGAAUACCGAUUCAGUUUCUGAUGAUGCUGAGAUGAUCUCAUGCGUUGGAGAUGAGGGUUAUCUUACUAGGUGCUUGGAAGGGAAGAAAGCGACUGACAUGAGGCUUGCUGCGAUUGCUGUUGGAACGAGUGGUCGUGGUGGUCUGGGAAAGCUUUCUAUUAAGGGAAGCAGUUCAUCUUCACGUGGAGUAACCAACUUUGGGCUAUCUGCCAUAGCUCGUGGUUGCCCUUCUCUCAAGGCACUUUCUUUGUGGAACGUGCCUCGUGUUGGGGAUGAAGGUCUGUCCGAGAUAGCUAAAGAUUGCCAUUUGUUGGAGAAGCUUGACCUUUGCCAGUGCCAUUCAGUUUCAAACAAAGGCUUGAUUUCAAUUGCAGGGAACUGUCCUAAUUUGACCUCAUUGAGCCUUGAAUCUUGCCCCAGGAUCAGUAACGAGGGCCUCCAAGCUAUCGGAAAGCUUUGCCCUAAGCUGCAGUCCAUCUCUAUUAAGGAUUGCCCACUUGUUGGUGAUCAUGGGUUUUCAAGCCUGUUGUCAUCGACAUCUGCUGUCCUCUCAAAGGUUAAGUUUCAAGGUUUGAACAUCACAGACUUCUCUCUCGCCGUGAUUGGGCAUUAUGGCAAGUCGGUGACAAAUCUAACGCUUAGCGGACUACAAAAUGUGAGUGAGAAGGGAUUCUGGGUCAUGGGGAAUGCUCAAGGCUUGCAAAAAUUGGUCUCUUUGAUAAUUACAUCUUGCCGGGGGGUAACAGAUCUGAGUCUUGAAGCCAUGGGAAAGGGAUGCAUAAACCUGAAGCAUAUGUGCCUUCGGCGAUGUUGCUUUAUUUCAGACAAUGGACUGGUGGCUUUUGCCAGGUCUGCAGGUUCUCUUGAGUGCCUACAAUUGGAGGAAUGUAACAGGGUCACACAAUCCGGGAUUAUUGGUGUCCUCUCAGAUUGUUUGUUAAAAUCUUUGACCAUAGUGAAGUGCCUGGGAAUUAAGGAUAUAUCCUUGGAAGCUCCUUUGUCCUCUUGCAAUUCCCUUAAAUCCUUGUCCGUAAGAAGCUGCCCUGGAUUUGGAACAGCCAGCCUGGCUAUGGUGGGUAAAUUGUGCUCUCAGCUUCAGCAUGUAGAUCUGAGUGGGCUUUGUGGGAUCACGGACGCCGGUCUUCUGCCUCUUCUAAAGAGUUGUGAGGCCGGACUAGUGAAGGUGAAUCUGAGUGGCUGCUUAAAUUUGACGGAUGAAGUAGUUUUGGCCUUGACCAGGCUACAUGGUGGAACCCUUGAGUUGGUCAAUCUCGAUGGUUGCAGGAGAAUUACUGAUGCAAGUUUGGUGGCAAUUGCCCACAACUGUGUUUUCCUCAGCGAUCUGGAUGUAUCAAGGUCGGCAAUCACUGAUUCCGGUAUUGCCGCCUUGUCUCAUGCAGAGCAACUCAAUUUACAGGUCCUUUCUUUUUCAGGUUGUUCCGGAGUAUCAAACAAAAGCUUGCCUUCCCUUAAAAAAUUGGGCAAGACCCUGUUGGGGUUGAAUCUCCAGCACUGCAGUUCAAUCAGCAGUCGAACCAUUGAGCUACUAGUUGAGACCUUGUGGAAAUGUGAAAUCCUUUUCUAAUCAAGGAUACAAGUUGGCUGAGAUCUGCGAACAGCCACGCUUGUAACGUUGAAGAUGAUAGAAACAUUAAAGUCAUAUAGUCACCUCAGACGACCGGGUAGCAAACAUUCAGUGCAGUUUUUGGGUCCGACAAGGUGGUCAUGCCGGGGACUUUGGCAGUUUAGAGAUGGCCUAGCCAUCCCUUCUGUUUUUGCAGGCUCUCCCUAGAGGAGCUAGCCUGUUUUGUAGCUAUGGUUCCCGGUUUUAAGUUUCCACUCAUGAUCACCAACGCUUUCCAUGCCUACCUGGUGUUUUAGCUUCAUCAUGCAUGACUAAAAGAUUUUCUUUUGUUUUCAGUCAUGGAAUUCUGUUUUUUUUUGUCAUAGGGUAUGUGUAUUUGUAUUUCCUGUUGUGUGGUUGCGUUGAACAGUUGUAUGUUUAGGCGGUCGCAGAUUGAUGGGCUUUGCCUAUGGUAUGGCUGAGGUUUAACUCAUACGCCAUUACUACAACCUUUGUUUUGGUUGUUCUUUUCCCCCAAGUCAUCAAUCUUUUAGGCUUCCCCUUGUUUAUGAACUGUACAACUGGCAACUCCAACUAUGAAGUUCUUUAUAUA
This is a messenger RNA of Hibiscus syriacus, 2720 nucleotides long. RefSeq names its product EIN3-binding F-box protein 1-like. Bases 191 to 2128 code for a protein of 645 amino acids. The record is from RefSeq and is a predicted model, not a curated record. Gene Ontology annotation, cellular component: SCF ubiquitin ligase complex. Lineage: Eukaryota; Viridiplantae; Streptophyta; Magnoliopsida; Malvales; Malvaceae. Gene Ontology annotation, biological process: SCF-dependent proteasomal ubiquitin-dependent protein catabolic process. Gene Ontology annotation, molecular function: protein binding. The transcript has 2 exons.